AUGCAGUGCAAUUCCUCCCGCUUCCGCGAUGGAUUUGCCAUCCCGGAUACCUUGAGACGACGGGUGGCAGAGCCAUUUGCAAUGAAGGAUUUCCCCCAAUACUCGAUGGAUGUUCCCAUGUCUCGCGUGAAGUUUAACGUCAACACCGAAUACGCCUACCUCCAGAACUUCAAGGUCCUCCAGAACGUUUUCGCGCGCCACCAUGUCGACAAGCCCGUCCCCGUCGAGCAUCUCACGAAAUGCCGUAUGCAGGAUAACCUGGAGUUCCUCCAGUGGGUGAAGAGAUACUGGGACCAGCACUACCCGGGAGGUGACUAUGAUGCCGUCAGCCGUCGGAAGGCGUCCGGCGGUGCUCCCACCUCGGCCGGCAGCUCUCGUGCGGGCGCCAGCUCCGCCGGAGCCACGCGACGCGGCACCACGCCCACCGUCGGAGGAAGUCGCGCUCGGGCUGCCCCCGGUGCUGGCUCGGCCAACGUGUCCGCGCUGCAACAGGAGAUCGCUACCCAGAAAGAGGCUAUUGGCGGACUGGAGAAGGAGCGAGACUUUUACUUCGCCAAGCUCCGCGAUAUCGAGCUGCUGCUGCAGAGCGCUAUCGAGGCGGACCCUGAGUUGGACAAGGAGGAGGACUCGUUAGUCAAGCACAUUCAAGGCAUUUUGUACUCGACGGAGGGACAGGAAGGAUUCGAGAUCCCCGCAGAGGCCGAGGGUGCCGCCGAUGAACUGGAGACCUUUUAG
This is a messenger RNA of Aspergillus affinis, 735 nucleotides long. It is a transcript of the gene eb1, whose product is annotated as microtubule-binding protein BIM1. Bases 1 to 735 code for a protein of 244 amino acids. Gene Ontology annotation, biological process: regulation of microtubule polymerization or depolymerization; protein localization to microtubule plus-end; spindle assembly. Lineage: Eukaryota; Fungi; Ascomycota; Eurotiomycetes; Eurotiales; Aspergillaceae. Gene Ontology annotation, cellular component: cytoplasmic microtubule; microtubule organizing center; microtubule plus-end. The record is from RefSeq and is a predicted model, not a curated record. The transcript is spliced from 4 exons. Gene Ontology annotation, molecular function: microtubule plus-end binding.